AUGGGCAAAACAACUCGUAAACGAAAAACGCCGGUGACAACGACCCACCAAAACUCGUCUUCUAAGCCUGAGUCAACGCGUCAUGUAAUCCGAGCAUACCAUGGUCUGUUGAAGAAGCGAAUGGCUCUUCAAAAUCGUCCAUCUCGCGACCCUGAAGUGUUGGAAGACUUGGAACAGGUACAAGCUCAAAUAGACCAGCUCGGCGGCCUGGAAUCUUACCAACACAUGUCUGCUAUCGGCCAGGGUCACGAUAGAGGCGGUGGUAGCGAGAGGAUCGCCAUCGACUGGUUUAAAGAGGUAUUCAAGCCACCUCGCACCACGUCGUGUAGGUAUGACAUCUAUAGUCCUUUUCAAUCUCUGUUGAGCCCUUCAAGGCUUCUGGAGGUCGGAGCAUUGAAACCAGACAAUUAUCGGUCCUGCCGUAGUUGGAUGAAAACAACACCAAUAGAUUUGCACUCCAGACAUGCAGAUAUCUUGGAGCAAGAUUUUCUUACCAUGGAUGAAACCGAAAACUUGGGAAAAUGGGAUGCUAUUAGUCUCAGUCUGGUCCUCAACUUUGUCCCAGAAGCCCGCGAUCGUGGUCGCAUGCUCAGCUUGGCUCAUCGCUUUUUGGUCCCAGAAGGACUACUAUUUCUUGUCCUUCCCCUUCCCUGCGUUUCCAACUCUCGAUAUCUGACCAUCGACCACCUUCAAUUGCUCUUGAAUCUUGAUUCCCCGCGUCGAUCCAUAUUGUCUGCUGAACACACAAUGCAACUGAAAAUUCUGCAUUUCAACGACGUCUACCGUUGUGCACCGCAGAAACUCACUCCAGGAUCGCCGGAGACAAUUGACGUAACCCAGUUCGCUGCUCUUUUGGAUGGUCUACGAUCUCCCGAUAGUCUGGUGUUGUUUUCUGGAGAUGUCUUCUCGCCCUCCGUGGAGAGUUCAGUGACUAGGGGAAGCCAUAUGGUACCGGUCAUGAACGAACUCCGCCCAGCGGUGGCCCUAACCGAAAAAGGAAAUCACGAUUUCGACUUUGGCUACAUUCAUCUUGCGAAACUCGUCCAAGCUACCAACUUUCCCUGGCUCCUCAGCAACAUAAUCGACACGGAGACAUCUCGGGUUCCAGCUGGUUUAAACGAAUUUGUGGUCAUCGAGCGCCCACAACUCAGGAUUGGAAUCAUCGGGCUUGUUGAGAAAGAAUGGAUCGGGACCGUGGCCACUUGGCCAAGCAACUUCGAGUACAAAGACAUGAAAACUGUUGGACUAAAACUAUCAAAACGUCUGAGAGGCGAGCAGAACUGUGAUAUUGUCAUCGCACUGACCCAUUGCCGAGUCCCCAAUGACAUCGCUUUAGCCCGCGGACUGAACGCCCUAUCUCCAUCUGCUCAGAACGAGUCAUUCGCUUCUUUGCAGGGCGUUGAUCUCGUUCUCGGUGGCCACGACCAUCUAUACUACGCCAGUCGUGGCAUGUCUUCAUGGGUGGAUUAUGACCUUACCCAGGAAGUUCUCGGUGCAGAGGCUGACAACGGCGACGUUUUGGUGUGCAAAAGCGGAACAGAUUUCCGAGAUUUGAGCGAAAUAGAUCUCGAACUGGUCGAAACGCCGCCGGGUAGUGUGAGGAGGAAAUUAGUCCACACAAUCAGGGGCAAGAAGCAUUCAACAAAACCGGGCUCUGAUUCUUCCCCAAAGCUGAAAGAGAUUCUGGACACAGUGCUGUCCUCGGUUUCUUCUUCUCUAAAGUCGCCAGUUUGCAACACUGAUGUUGCGCUCGAUGUCCGCUCUCAGUACAUCCGAACUGAAGAGUCCGCGGUUUGCAAUUGGUUUGCUGACAUCAUUCGCCAUGUAUACGAUGACACCCUCACCAUGUCUGGUUGCGGAGGGUCCGACGCUGUUCUUGUUUGUGCUGGUACAUUCCGCGGCGAUUCGGUUUAUGGCCCUGGACCCGUCACUCUGGGUGACAUUCUAGAGAUUUUGCCUUUCGAGGAUCCCAUCGUCGUUAUAGAGCUUGAUGGAGCAUCACUGUGGGAUGCGCUGGAGAGCUCUUUAGCAACGUGGCCAGCACAAGAAGGACGAUUCCCAGUUGUUUCAGGUCUGAGGGUCUCAUGGGACUCGAGACGCAAACCGGGCGAAAGAGUGUUGGGGGUCUGGUUGACAAAAGAAGUCGAAGAUAGCCAUACCCAUGGUGAAAGUGGACACGACACUCCGCAAAUUAUCGACUCUAUGCCAAUUGAGAGAUCGAGCGGCCAGACUUUCAAGAUUGUGACCAGGGAAUAUAUGGCGGAGGGACACGAUGGCUUCGAGGCUUUGAAGCGAGGCAGGCACCUGAUCGACGACGAGAGUGGCCAAAUCAUGAGCACACUCGUCCGCAAAUAUCUGAUGGGUUCCCACUUCGUCAACAUUAUGUCGAAACUUGUAUCAUCAAGUCACGAAUUGGCGAAUUUGCAUCCUACGACCCAGUCGGUGAUCGAACGAGAACAAGCAAGAAAGUCUGCCUCUACGCGGUGGAAACACGCCGCGAAACUUGCUUUACAUUGGCACAAGUCUCAAGCGCAUUAUCAAGACCACCUUCGCGUCCCAAUCAUGGAGAGCAUGCAUGCAGUCGAUCCAUGUGAUGGAGAGAAAAUGCGUCGUGGCCAUGUUCAGAAUGAACCCGUUUCGGUUCAAGAUGAAGACCUUCUCAGAAUCAGUCCAGCAGUUGAUGGAAGGUUGAAAGACGAGAGCCAUUAA
Mycena indigotica is the source of this 2709-nucleotide messenger RNA. Its product is annotated as 25S rRNA adenine-N(1) methyltransferase. Gene Ontology annotation, molecular function: hydrolase activity. The coding region runs from base 1 to 2709 and encodes 902 amino acids. The transcript has 19 exons. The record is from RefSeq and is a predicted model, not a curated record. Gene Ontology annotation, biological process: nucleotide catabolic process. Lineage: Eukaryota; Fungi; Basidiomycota; Agaricomycetes; Agaricales; Mycenaceae.